AGGGAUACAAAUAUAUACAUAUAUUUAUUUGUUUAUUUGUUUAUCUCCUUCUCCCAUAUCGGUGUUUGAGGGAAGAAACGGGCUGUGCCCGAGCACAAGAUGCAACAGUAAAGAAGGAGGCGAAACAACAGAACAUGAGUUUCUUCUCGAACCCGCUCGCGGAGGAAGACGAGGUGGUGCCACCCGACUACCCUCUCGAGCAGUACGACGAACGCAAGCGCGAGGAUGACUUCAACGAGCUGCUCGUGCGCUCCACGAAGCUCGAAACGGCGCAGCGCAGCUCCGGCGACGCAGCGGCGAUGGCGCACCCCGACUUGGUGCAGUGCCUCCAACAGAAUCAGCAAAUCCGUAGCACCUUGGAGGAGACGUGGGGUGAGAUAAGCGACUACGAUAAGCAGAGACAACUUUCUGCGUUAUCAUCGUCCUCGAAGGUGUUCCCAGCGCUGCCAGGUCAUUCUGCCGCCUCCGCUUUAAUGAACACGGUGGAUGCGGUGAGUGUGCAGAUGCAAGCGCAGGCGAUGCAGCGUGAAAGCGUCACGAGUCAUUUGAACAAGACAGUAGAGACGGCGUCGGCACGUCUCACAGCAGGCGGUGCGUCCUCGCCUGUCACAUCGCCCACGGCGAGCGCCUACACCGCUCUCCACACCGCGGCACUCCACCCACACGCACAACCCUCCCCAGCACACCCCUCUCACUCUGCAGACGAACUCCCUGUGUUCGAGACAGAAGAAGUGGACGACGCAGUGCGGGCGUUGGAGGCGCAGCUGCCGGGCAUGAGUGCGGAGGAGGCCGCGCUGGCUGCCGCGGCUGUGCAGCAGCUUCACUUCGGUCUCCGCUCGUGGACGGCGCUGGUGCAGCGACACGCAACGCUGCAGCAAAGUGUCGCCGCCAAGACGCAGGAGCAAAGGGAGGCCCACCUCGCCCUGCAGACCUUUGCACGUUGGACGGCAGCGCGGCAGCUGGCCUGUGAACAACAAGCCGAACCGGGCAGCACAGCAGCGAAAGCUUGUCCUUCCUCUGGAUCUUCCGUCGCACUGGCUGCCCCUCCCCUAUCCUUUGACCUUGCCGUUGCUGAGUCGCUCAACAAGGAGCUCAAUGAGGAGAACUGGCGUCUGGAGUCGGUCCUGGCCCGACUGUUGUCCCGUCAGCAAGGAGCGCCACACACCUCCUUGGCAGGCAGCGCACUCGUUCAGUACGUCAGCCUUCUGGACCACACCCGCGAAUUGGAGCAGGAGGUGGAGCGGCUGGGCAGUGCUGUGCUGUACCUGCGUGCCGCACUAGCCGCUCCUCCGUCUGCGGAUGCGCAAGAGUUGGUGCGCAUCGCGUCUUCUCCAUCGCCGUCAUCCGGCACCGGCACCGCUACUUCCACCGCACAAGAGACUGCCUGGGCGGCACGACUGACGCACCUUAGUGCGAUGGAGCAGUCACUGCGCUUGCCCUCUACGGCACACGGCGAUGCGGACAGCGCAGACAACAGCGCGCACGCGAUUCUCCUGCAUGGCCUCACAAAGCUGCUGGAGUUGCACGACGCCGGCCUGCACGCCGUUGCGCUGCUCAGCACGUACUUUGAGAAGCAGUCGGCCAGCGCGACAUUCCUCGUGCGUGCCAUGCGGGGCGGCGGAUCCCUCGAGGAUGCCACGGUGGAGCGCGUGCUAGAUGUGCCGCUGCCGGACGAGACGUCGCUGCGCCGCCCGCUCGAGGACGUUGCGGCGACGUGGGGAGAGGUCAAAGGAGAAGUCGGCGCGUCGGUGCAGAAAGCGGUCGCGGCCGCGGCGGCCACGCUGGCGCGUUGGGCUGCGGUGCGCUCGCUCCUCGCACGCCUUCUGCGUGAAACCCUUUCCACGUUGGAGCAGCAAAGCGGCGCCGGCGGUGACCGCGAGGCGAAGGAGCUGGCCGCCCUCCUCGCAGGUUACGCAGAGGAGGAGAAAUCGCCACGAAAGGUGGAUGCGCCGGCGACGGGGUGCGUGCGGGCAGAUCCGAGUUGGGCCACAGCGUUGCAGGAGGAGGUGGAGGCCUUCAAAGCAGAGAAAGAUGCGCAACGACAGCAGACCAAAAACUACUGGCUGAACCAGCGAGACGAGGCGAACAAGAAACUGACGUGGCUGAUGAAGCAGCCCAACGCCCCGCUGCUCAUGCAACUCUGUGCCGCAGAGGAAGAAAAGGAGGAGCUGGAGCAGCAGUGGAAACUGGUGCACAACACCUCCGCGGACACCUCGGAAUUGCAGCACACCUUGGACGACAUUCAGAGACAGGUGGCAGAAGAGACACUACAUAAUACCAAGCUGCAAGAAGAGUUGAAUGAGGCGCAGUCGCGUAAGCAAGCGUUGGAGCGCGAGCGGGCCAGUCUCAUUGCGUCGUCCUCGUAGGCUUUUUUUAUAGCUUCCCUGUUUCGUGUGUGUGCGUGUUUGGUCGUGGACACGCAGAGUGCGACACGUUGUUGUGUGUUUGCCGCCACCGCCGUUGUGCAUCUCAGUUCAUUUUGUAUUUUGAUUUUGCUGCGAAG
Messenger RNA from Leptomonas pyrrhocoris, 2503 nucleotides. RefSeq lists its product as hypothetical. The record is from RefSeq and is a predicted model, not a curated record. The transcript has a single exon. The coding region runs from base 135 to 2366 and encodes 743 amino acids. NCBI's taxonomy places the organism in Eukaryota, Euglenozoa, Kinetoplastea, Trypanosomatida, Trypanosomatidae.